This is a messenger RNA of Solanum verrucosum, 866 nucleotides long. RefSeq names its product UMP-CMP kinase 3-like. NCBI's taxonomy places the organism in Eukaryota, Viridiplantae, Streptophyta, Magnoliopsida, Solanales, Solanaceae. Gene Ontology annotation, cellular component: cytoplasm; nucleus. Gene Ontology annotation, molecular function: ATP binding; UMP kinase activity. The record is from RefSeq and is a predicted model, not a curated record. The transcript is spliced from 8 exons. Bases 148 to 801 code for a protein of 217 amino acids. Gene Ontology annotation, biological process: CDP biosynthetic process; UDP biosynthetic process; 'de novo' pyrimidine nucleobase biosynthetic process.
GACAGAGGGACUACAUAUUAAGUGGAUUUUUGACACAAAUACAAGGUCUGGGCUAAAGUUAAUUGGUUAUAGUACAGUUGUAGUGCUGAACCAGGAACUGCAGGAACAUUGACUAACUAAACAUAUUCUUUGUGUGGGCAAUCCAAGAUGGAUUUACACAAGGAAGAUGAUAGAGGCUCAGCAAAGCAGAAGAAGGUCAAAAUUGUUUUUGUUAUAGGUGGUCCGGGGAGUGGUAAAGGAACACAAUGCAAAAGAAUAGCACAACAAUUUGGAUACACUCAUCUUAGCGUUGGCGAGAUUCUACGUCAAGAAAUCAGUUCUGGUUCUGAAACUGGCUCUAUGAUUCAGAAAAUUAUGAAGGAGGGAAAGCUUGUUCCGUCGGAUGUAACAGUGAGGCUUCUUCAACAAGCCAUGCAGGGAAUCAAUAGUGACAAAUUCCUAAUCGACGGCUUCCCCCGGAAUGAAGAGAAUGUUAAAGCAUUUGAGGAUCUUACAAAAAUGGAGCCUGAGUUUGUCCUUUAUCUAGAUUGUCCACAAGACGAAAUGGAGAAGCGCUUGCUAUCAAGAAAUGAGGGAAGAGAGGAUGAUAACGUCGAGACAAUAAGGAAGCGAUUUAAAGUUUUUAUGGAGUCAACUCUCCCUACAAUUGAAUACUAUGAAUCAAAGGGGAAAAUCAGGAAGGUUGAUGCUGGAAAAUCUGUUGAUGAGGUUUUUGAAUCCAUCAAAGUCAUUUUCUCACAAGGAAAAGAUUAUAACAAGGUGCCACCAAGCAGACACAAGUGCAAAUGCUUGAUACUUUGAAUGAAUGAGUGUCUUCAACACUUGAUCAUUUACAAAUAUAUUUAUAAAUGCGCGAGAUUUAACUU